UGGCCAUGUGUUUACAUAAUACAUAAUGGAUUUCUCUGUGGUCUACAUAUUAGUAAUUUAUUGUGCUGUAGCUGUUGUUCAAAAUUUUAAUAAUAUAAUAUUGUAGUCUUUUUGGAGUGUGCCCUAUCGACGCGAAAUCAAGGUUUGUACUUAACUAUGGCUCCCAAGAAGAAUCCGUUCGGCGCUUUCUUGAUGUAUCAUAAAGCCGAAGCAGAAAAAAAACAAGGAAGAAAAUCAAUAACCAUGUCCGAGCUGGCCACCGAACUCGCGCCGAUAUGGAGUUCCAUGACAAAUGAGGAUAAACAGUAUUUUAAAAAUUUGGCCGAUAAAAUGAAUCGCACAGAAAGAACAGCUCGGAGCAAAAAUAUUCCCGAAAACAUCAAGAAGAUGCACGAAAACAGCACAGAAUAUUGGAUGAUGCAGAAAUACAUAGAAAAAAUGUUCCAAUUCAUUACCGAUGAAAAAGAACUACUCGACAAAAAAUUUAUUUUGUUGCACGUAAACUCGCACACUCAUUCAUCUGAACACUAUUAUUUUCCUGCCGAAAUCGCCGCGAUCGAAUUUACUUUGAAGAACGGUGUCAGUCGCACAUAUUAUCAAAUGGUUGGUGUAUCCAAAAUCUACCCACGUGGUUACGGAGGCGGCAUGAGAGAAUAUUCGGACACUUUCCAUCGGAUUUCUUGUUGGGAAGAUCAUCCGGACGAUCAUAAAAAAAUAUUGUUGGAAUUCCUGAGUUUCUUGAAAGACGGCACAGUGGAAGUACGCGAAUUAGAAGAAGGUACAUUAGAUUUGCCAUACAUGUACAUUAUGGAAAGCGAAGUCGGCAGCAAUAUGAUGAACGCGAAAAGCAGUCUGGAAAAAUUGUACGAAACCGUAUUUCCAAAUAACGCUCCGAAAAGCUGUAAAUCACUGUUCAAAAUGGGAUCUCUGGAGAGGUUGUUUCAUGAAAUCAUAAAGAAAUUCAACAUUCAUUUAAACCGAAUGUUCAUAGACAGCGGCUUUCAAUUAUCCACCCACCUCGAAUCCGAUAUGUACGGACACGGUCUUGGAUGUUCGUAUCACGAAGAACGAGACAUAGCGUACAAGUGUUCCAAGGCACGAGUGCUGCGAUGGAUGUCGAACAUUUGUACGUUUCUCAAGAAGUACGGUAAGGUGGAAAUAGUGCCCGGCCGGAACGUGGCGAUCAUGUUGAGAGACGGAUCGAGAUUGAUUAUCGAAGACGAAGACAUACCUCUGACGAGAAAACAAAUCGGCAUGAAGUCGAUAGCCGAGAGUUACAAUUACAACAGUGCCGAUUACGAUUAAAUACCUCAAGCCGUCUUGUCGUGUAACACGAGAACCGAGACGACGUACACAUACAAUUUGACUACAAUCAAAUUCCUAGUGUUUCUCUGUCCUCUAUUUUAUUAUUAUUAUUAAAAAAUUUUUUUGUACUUUUAAAUUGUACUUUCAACUUUUGAUUCCGUUAACAAUAGUUAACGUAAUAUUUUUUUUUUUUUACUUUUGAUUUGAUUUGUUUUUAUUUACUUGUAUCGAGUCGUUGCGAAGGUUUUAUGCGUUUUGUCUCGACAAAUACAAUUUUGUUGCCAUUAUAAUGGAAGACGAUAAAGACAAUACCGUAACUAUAAUUUAUUUACAGUUAAAAUAUUAACUUGGAUAAAUUCGAUUUCGUUUAAGUAUAAUUCGACAAAAUUUUAUAAAAUACCGUUUUUUAAUAACCGUUUUUUUUUUUUUUAAUAAGACUAUAAUAGUAGGUAAUUGUUAUUUCUAGUUAAGAUAUCAACUUGGACGAUUCCGUUGUUAUUUGAAUACAUUCCAUAAAAUAUGUAAUAAAUUCGAUUUUUUUUUCUUUGUAACCCAAUAUUUUACCUUGCUUCAUUUUUAUAUAUUU
Messenger RNA from Adelges cooleyi (spruce gall adelgid), 1891 nucleotides. RefSeq names its product protein maelstrom 2-like. The transcript is spliced from 9 exons. Gene Ontology annotation, molecular function: sequence-specific DNA binding. NCBI's taxonomy places the organism in Eukaryota, Metazoa, Arthropoda, Insecta, Hemiptera, Adelgidae. Gene Ontology annotation, cellular component: P granule; nucleus. Gene Ontology annotation, biological process: negative regulation of DNA-templated transcription; spermatogenesis; male meiotic nuclear division. The record is from RefSeq and is a predicted model, not a curated record. The coding region runs from base 157 to 1305 and encodes 382 amino acids.